GCGUUCUAGGGUUUGUGUGAGCCGGGGCGCUAGGUCGUGCGCCAUCGCCAUCGCUCUCGUAGGUACGCUGGGAUUUCAGGAUCGAUCGAGAGCACGGAUUUGAGCUGCUGCGGGGCUUCGUGCCGGUCGAUUCGGCUUGAUUUGGCGUAGCCGCGCGCCAAUGUGGGAGGGAGGCGCGGGUUUUAGGCGUGGUUUUAGCGCGGGAAUGCUCGCAUUGGCGAGAAACGAUGAUCGGGGAUCACAGGGAGGGAUGUCAGGGGCUGGAUCGGUUCGAAGGAGGUUUUGUAGCUGGAAUUCCGUGCUGAUGAAGUGAACGAUGAAGGCAAGCGCACCGUGGCCCCAGCAGAGUUUUUGGGUAAAAUGUCGCGGCAUUCGUCGGCUUCUCAUUUCCACAAGUCAAAGACGCUCAAUGAUAAAUAUAUAAUAGGAGAUGAAAUCGGGAAAGGUGCAUAUGGCAGAGUUUACAAAGGCUUGGACCUGGAAAAUGGGGACUUUGUGGCAAUUAAGCAGGUUUCUCUGGAGAACAUCCCGCCAGAGGACCUCGCAAGCAUCAUGCAAGAGAUCGAUUUGUUGAAGAAUCUAAACCAUAAAAACAUUGUCAAGUACAGGGGAUCUAUCAAGACCAAGACACAUCUGUAUAUCAUUCUUGAGUAUGUCGAGAAUGGUUCUCUGGCUAGCAUUGUUAAGCCGAACAAAUUUGGCGCAUUUCCAGAGUCACUUGUUGCUGUAUACAUUGCUCAGGUCUUGGAAGGACUGGCAUAUCUUCAUGAACAAGGUGUUAUUCAUAGAGACAUUAAGGGGGCUAACAUCCUCACGACGAAAGAGGGAUUCGUAAAACUUGCGGAUUUUGGAGUUGCCACCAAAUUAACUGAAGCUGACGUGAACACUCACUCCGUUGUUGGGACUCCGUAUUGGAUGGCACCAGAGGUAGUCGAAAUGUCAGGAGUCAGUGCUUCGUCGGAUAUCUGGAGCGUUGGGUGUACUGUUAUAGAACUGUUGACAUGUGUGCCUCCUUACUAUGAUCUCCAGCCAAUGCCUGCACUUUUUCGCAUUGUCCAGGACGAACGACCUCCUAUUCCUGAGCAUCUCUCACCUGGAUUGACAGAUUUUCUGCACCAAUGCUUUCAAAAAGAUGCGAAGCUCCGUCCAGAUGCCAAGACAUUGCUGAAGCAUUCCUGGAUUCGUAAUUCACGGCGAGCUUUGCAAAACUCUCUUCGUUUGAGCAAUAUCCCGCAAGAUGUUUCUACGGUUUUGGAAAGAAGCAUUGAAGAUAGCAAAAAGGAAGACAGGAAGUCUUCAUCACCUGAACCAGCGACAUCCUUGGAGUUUGUCUUGGAUGAUGAUGCAAAAUCUCGUUCUCAAGAAUUGGCGAGCGUAUCGGUCACAAGUGAGGCAAAUGGAACGAAAAGGAACAAUGACUUGCUGGUUAUUGACGAGUCGUCACAAACCGGGGAUCAAGACGAGCCGGAGGGGAGCCUAAAAGCUCCCCGUCCUGUGGUCUUUCCUGGAACAGAGGAAACAAUGGGAAGACCUGAAGCUGUUGAAAGAUCUUUAACUCCCGAGAGACUGAUGUCACCCCCUCAAGAAGUGGAUGAAAUGUUGCAGCAUCCGAAAAUGAACAGCAAAGAUCUACCCACAGAGCCAUCGCAGUCUGUGAAGGGUGUAACUUCAACUAUUCGAGAGCUGAGUAAGUUCAGCGACACUCCAGCUGAUGGAAUUCUCGAUGAUCUGUUCGAAGAUUUUCCUGCCAAAGUUGAACGGAAGGAAGAUAAGUCACCUGCUCCUCUGGCAAUUCCGAACAGUGGGAGAGACUCGUCAGCUCUAGUAAAGAAGCUGAACGAUAAAAUGGCUCGAAAACGAGCCGAAAAUAAGAACGGAGAAACGAACUUUAUAGCUAUUGUGGAUGCGGUUGAAGACGAAGACUUCGACAGCACUGGUUUGGUGAGUCUCAGUUGCAUUCAGGGUUUCGAUGGCAAUGUGGAAGGAAGAGACUACUAUGGCAAACAGGCUGUGGAAGUUACCCGAUUGAUUGGUCUAUUGAAACCAGAGGAGCCCGAGGAAGCAAUAGUUUCCACUUGUCAGAAACUCGUGUCCGUUUUUCGCGAAUUUCCCGAGCAAAAAUCUCAUCUUAUUCUGCAACAUGGGAUAAUGCCAUUGCUUGAAAUGCUGGAGGUGAACAACAAUCGAGUCAUGCAUGCAGUAUUGCAACUUAUUAACCAGAUUGUCAAGGACAGUUCUGAUAUACAGGAAAAUGCUUGUUUAGCUGGUUUGAUACCUGUUGUGAUGAACUUUGCUGCGCCAGAAAAAUCAAAGGAAAUGCGUAUGCAGGCUGCGUACUUUGUUCAACAAAUGUGCAAUAGCAGUAAUUUAACGCUGCAAAUGUUCAUAGCUUGCAGAGGCUUGCCUGUGCUCGUUGGUUUUCUAGAAUCGGACUAUGCGAAGUACAGAGAAAUGGUCCAUCUUGCGAUUGACUGCAUGUGGCAAGUGUUUGAGCUAAAGAGUCCAACACCAAGGAACGAUUUUUGUAGAAUUUUCUCAAAGAGCGGCGUCCUUGUUCGACUUGUGAACACGCUUCAUAGCUUGAAUGAGGCGGCGAGGCUGGCUUCUGCAAGUGGCGCAGGCAACUCGGCCAUCGGUGGUGAAACUACGUCUCAGCGUUCACGUUCGGGACCUCUUGAACCAUCUCGAGUGUAUGCUGAUCACAUUCGUCCAAGAUCCGGACAGCUGGAUCCGCUGCGGGUUCGACAUGACUUUCUCCGUCCGCCUACAGAUUCUCCGAAGGCGCAGCAGCCACAGAAGUCUCCACUAGCGCAGCCUGAAAGCUCAAAGCAAGGCGAGUAUGGUGGGGACGGGAAAGUACUGGGUCAUAAUCGACGUCGUUCAUCAUCACAAGAAAGAAUGCCGCCGGAGGUGUCAGGAAGGACCGAGAAGACGGCAGAGAAUCACUCCGAUCAGUGGCAUCUAGAAAAUGGGUCGGACAUGCCCCGGAAGUCGUAUGAACAACUUCCUCCGCUUCUAAGUAUGCUGGAUAAAGAAUCGACGAGGCCCGCUACUUCUGGUCGUGCAACAACAGAGAAGGCUGACAGCAGUUUCUUACCUCUCCUUCACCACUCUGGUGCAACGCGGAAGAACAACGGGGACCUCGAAACGUUGAUGCGAGCAUUUGCAGAGAAAGGUGAUAUUCGUGCGUUAGGACUCAGCCAAGAAGGCAGCUCCUCAAAUGGCCUGACGACAAAGCAAACCUUACCUCAACAGCCAACAGCUGAAAUGACGGCGUCAACCUCUGGUUUAGUAUCACAGUCGGCAUCGGGCUUACUCUCGCUUUCUGGCGUCCUCAAUGGAAGGCCCGGAAGCGCAACGUCUUCCGGCGUGCUUACAAGAAUGACAUCGACGCUAAAUGCAGAAGUGGCGAGGGAGUAUCUUGUCAAAGUUGCCGACCUGCUGCUGGAGUUUUCUCGCGCAGAUACUGUUGUCAAGUCGUCGAUGUGCAGCCUGAGCUUGUUGAUCCGGCUGUUCACAAUGCUCAGCAAACUGGAGCCUCCUAUACUACUCAAGAUAUUGAAGUGCAUCAGUCAGCUUUCGAUGGAUCCGUAUACCCUGGAGCCACUCCAACGAGCUGAUGCUAUGAAACAUCUAGUCCCGCUUCUGGAAGGACAAUAUACUUCGCAAAUACACAACCAGGUACUGAAUGCUCUUUACAAUCUAUGCAAGAUCAACAAAAGGAGACAAGAGCAAGCUGCUGAGUGUGGCAUUAUUCCUCACUUGUUACACUUCAUCACCACAAACUCGCCAUUGAAGAAGUUUGCGCUGCCGCUUCUAUGCGACAUGGCUCACGCAUCGCGGUAUACCAGAGAGCAAUUACGAGCUCACAAAGGCCUGGACGUGUACCUGAACCUUCUGGACGACGAGUUCUGGGCAGUCACAGCGCUGGAUUCUCUGGCGGUGUGUUUGGCCCACGACAACGACCAGCGCAAGGUGGAAUCGGCCUUGGUCAGGAAGGACUCGGUACAGAAGCUGGUGGCCUUCUUCCAGUCUUGCAGUGGCUCGUCUUUUGUACAUAUUUUGGAGCCCUUCUUGAAGAUCAUCACGAAAUCUCCACGACUCAACACGGCGCUUGCGGUGUCUGGGUUAACUCCCCUGUUGGUUGGACGGCUCGAUCAUCAAGAUGCAAUUGCGAGGCUCAACUUGCUAAAACUGAUCAAGGCUGUAUACGAGCACCAUCCCCGGCCCAAGCAACUGAUUGUGGAGCAUGAUCUGCCCUCCAAGCUGCAAAAGCUGAUCGAGGAACGCCACGGUGAGCGCUCGGGUGGCCAAGUUCUCGUCAAACAAAUGGCUACAGCUCUGCUCAAAGCUCUCCACAUCAACACUGUAUUAUAGUGUUACAAUUUACUCUAUUAGGAAACUAUUGUAUGAGCGUUGAAUCUUCUGUGGUAGAACUUCUUUGCAAAAAGUAUAAUAAAUCUACAUCCUAUAAUUUUUACA
Molecule: messenger RNA, 4482 nt
Organism: Selaginella moellendorffii
Lineage: Eukaryota; Viridiplantae; Streptophyta; Lycopodiopsida; Selaginellales; Selaginellaceae
Product: MAP3K epsilon protein kinase 1
Exons: 24
Coding region: 361-4377 (1338 amino acids)
Biological process (GO): protein phosphorylation
Molecular function (GO): ATP binding; protein binding; protein kinase activity
Source: RefSeq, a predicted model, not a curated record